This is a messenger RNA of Elaeis guineensis (African oil palm), 2506 nucleotides long. RefSeq lists its product as uncharacterized. Lineage: Eukaryota; Viridiplantae; Streptophyta; Magnoliopsida; Arecales; Arecaceae. The record is from RefSeq and is a predicted model, not a curated record.
AUGAGGUUCCAGAACCAGCAAUCCGAGGAAGGCAUCCAAGCCAUCCAUGUUGAGGAGAUUGAGCCUUCAAAUAGAGGAAGAACCAAUCUCCACCUCUACCACUCCACCAUUUUCGAACCACAGAGAGAGCUAUUCACCCCAAUGCCACCCAGACGUCGCCGCAACAGUGACACAGCUGAUGCACCAGAGAAGAAGCUCACCCUCUUCGCCCUCCGCCUCGCCAUCCUGGAGAAGGCGGCCAGCAGACUUGGUGCGCUGGCAUUCAUCUGGGCCACUGUCAUCCUCCUUGGUGGGUUUGCCAUGACUCUUGUGAGCACUGACUUCUGGUUUGUCACCAUAAUUCUCCUCAGUGAAAGCACCAGAAUUUUCAGCCGGAGUCAUGAGCUCGAGUGGCAGCACCAGGCGAUGUGCUCCCUUGCAGAGUCUGGGCGCCGGAGCUUCCGCAUGCUCAAGUCCAAGUCUAAUUUCAUCCUCAGCAUACUGAGAGGCAUUCUCCAGCCAUCAUCGAUCAAGCAAUUACAAGGCAACCAUGACCCGCAGCUGACUGAUGACAAUCACAAUCAGAAGGUUUGGGAGUACCAACAACAGAUUGCUCAGUCCAUGAGGACCUGGCUGUCUCCGGAUGUCCCCCUUGUCCCUCAUGCUGGCUGGGUGUUUGUGUCAAGAAACACCAUCAGGAUUCUCUACUGGCUCCAGCUGUUCUCGGCCACUGCCUGCGUGGUACUGUCGUUGAUGCGGCUCAUCAGCCAGGACUAUGGCAAGGCAGCAGGCCAGGACGAGGUCAAAGGUCAGCAGAAGUCAUCACUGAACAUAUUCUAUGGGCUCGUGCUGGCCGAGGCCUUCACCUUCCUCAUGGAGAAGGCCUACUUGUUCUGGAAGAUCUCCUGCUGCAAUCUACUGGAAGAUGUAAGUGAAAAAUGUAAGCUGGGCCCGCGCGGGAUUGUGUCGAUCAGGCGAUUUUUCUAUGACACAUACUCAAAAUGCAUCCAAGGGAGCAUUUUUGAUGGCCUCAAGAUGGACCUCAUCUCCUAUGGUGCGGAGCUCUUGGUUGCCAAUUCUGGUGACGAGCAGCUCAUUGGAGCUUGGACACUGAAGAGCUUGGUGACAGGUGAACAGUCCUCAACCGAGACACUAAGGAAGAUCGGAACUUCUGCAGCAGUGAUGGAGAGGCUCGUUGAAAUGCUGAAUUGGAAGGACCAUGCUGAACAAGACAUCAGGAACUGUGCAGCGGAGAUCCUGUCUAAGCUCACAGAGAAGAAGCAGAAUGGACUUCGAGUAGCAGCAAUUCCUGGUGCCAUUGAGUCUAUAGGGUCCUUGUUAUAUACUGGAAGGAACUCUGUUUCCAGACCCGACCAGAUUUCACCAAAAAAAGUAAUUGCUGAUGAAGCAAACUAUGAUUUCUUAGCCUUCAAUCUGCAUGGUCUCACAAUUCUUAUGAAUCUUGCUCAUGAUCAUGACAACUGCGAAAAGAUUGGGAGUGCCAAAACCCUCCUACCAAAGAUCAUCGACUUCACUGGUGCCGGUGAGAGCCUGCUAAGGAACAAGCAAGCCUCACAUACUCAAAUUGAAGCAGUGGAGAGGUCACUGGAAGUGGUGAGGAUGCUUGCGAUCACAACUGGAAGCACCGGAAAAUUGCUAAGGACGGAGAUCUCGGAGAUAGUAUUUACGGUGAGCAACAUCAGGGAGAUUUUGAGGUAUGGAAAGAACAAUAUGAAGCUGCAGAAGCUGGGCAUUGAGAUUCUAACUGGCCUGGCAAUGGACGAGACUGCGAGAGAGAAGAUUGGGAGCAGCGGCGGGAUUAUUAAGCUUCUGCUGUCUUUCUUCUUCAAUCCGGGAUUGACAGAGGAUUGGAAAGAGUUGAGCGUUGAAGCGGGAGAGGCAUUGGCGCUGCUGGCAUUGGAGAACGAGCAGAACUGCAAUAGGAUCUUGAAGGACUGGGAGGUAUUGAGCUGGCUUAUUGGCGAACUAGAUAAUCCCGUUCUUCGCAUAAAUGCUUCAAGGAUCCUUUACAACUUGUGUGCCUACAGUGGAGCUGAAUGCUUUGAUCGUCUCGAGGGAAUCACUGCUGCUAUGACUAUUGUACUAAAGGCAAUGAUGACUGGAAGAGAGAAAUUACUAGAAGUAUCAAUUGGGCUCAUCACACAGAUUUGCAAAUUCAUAAAUUUUGAGAAGUAUGUUAUGGAACUUGAAAAAGCUGAUCUUAAAGAGAUUGAUGUUGUGGAGAAGCUGGUAAAUGUAUUGAAAGAAUACGAGCAUGCAAAUGUUAGUGUUCCAAGAAUAAGGAAGUUCGUGAUUGAGCAUGCAAUUUGGAUGAUGAAAGCCAACAGAAAGUGUAUCCAUUUAUUUAGCAAUUUUGAGAUGGAGAAGGUGCUACAGCAUGUUGAAGAAACAAUAUCGGAGAUCGAAAGCUUCAAUAUUUUCUCUGGCACUGUUGGGCUAAGCCAUUGCAAUACGAGCUCAUCAAUUCUUAUACGUACAGCAUUGCAGCUCAUAACUGAAGGCUAAG